AUGCCUCCCAAAAGGCGCGCCUCGACGAGGCUACAAGAUUCCGCUGCCGCCAACGGCACGAGCAGGAAACGCGCGGCUACCGAGAAGACGGCUCCUCGCCGAUCUCCCAAAGACAAGAAGAAGAACAGCCCUACUUCUGCAUCGACCCGCAAAACGUCGCUUGUUGACCUCCCCGAUGAGUUGCUCUUGAUGGUUUUCCAGCAUUUUCGCCUGGCGGGUUUCCUCUAUGGCCCUCUUGAAGAACAGGUCUUUUGGUACGAGGACAGGCUAGUCCUGUUCCAACAGCGCUGCGAUGUUUUGCGAAAUAUCUGCCAUUCCUGCAAGAGUCUGUGUCGCGUUGCCCAGCCGUUGUUGUACGAGGUCAUCAAUUGCUUGAACCACCCCUUCCGGCGAUUCGACUUCCUACGUACCCUGAUCCGCCGGAAGGACCUCGCCGCAGCUGUGAAGGAGGUCCACCUCAGACACGAGUUUGAAGACCCGAAGAAGAAAAUGGCCGCACAGUAUCCGGAAAUCUUAGAGGCUGCAGCCGACGUCGAGAUCGAGAUGAGCCGGUCAUUCGUCGGAGCAUUACGCACAGGUCGAUGCGAGGCGCAGAUCGCCCUGGCCCUGAGUCUGAUGCCGAAUCUAAGCUACUUGAACGUCUGUCUGGACGAGAGGUUUGUCGAGGACUACAACUGGAUGUUUCGGUUGCUGCGCCAGAGCUCCUUCAACAUGUUGCAGCACGGGCCUGUUGGUCCCUUCGCAAACAUCAAGACACUCGAGACGAGCUACGGUGGCAUGGAUUAUGGAUACAACCCCGUCUUCAUAUCCGACUUCGUUACCCUGCCAAAUCUCCGCGAGAUCAUGGUCAGAUCGGCCUGGUCCGGCGAGAGCGCAUGCGGCAUCAACUGGCACCCCAAAGAGAACAGCUCCAACAUCACGACCAUCAACCUCGACGCCUCAUCCGUCACUAAUGAAUUCAUUCACAAGCUGCUCAUCGCCUGCAAGGCGCCCAAGACCUUCAUAUACAGCUGGGGCGGUCCGCCGCCCGUCGACUCCAUGCACGAGUUCCCAGACUUUAUGCGCGCGCUGCGCGUCCGGAAAGAUACGCUCGAAACGAUUCGCCUGGACGUCGUGCUCAAGGCCAACUACUUCGAGUCGCUCGCUAUCGAUAACGAGUACCUGCCGCCCAUCGGCUCCUUCAAGGACUUUUCUCGCCUUACCGAGCUCGAGGUUCCGGGCCACCUGUUGCUCGGCUCGCCGCUGCUCGAUUGGCAAAACUUCGACGGCCAGCAUUGGCCCUCCUUCAUCACCGAUCUCGACUAUACCACUCUCACCGACGUCUUUCCCUCUAGCUUGGAACGUUUGACGAUCGAUUGCAUGGGCUUGGAGGAAGAUGUCACGUUCCUCCUUCCUUUUCUGGAUGAGUUCACCCAGCAUUGUGCGGAGAGGCUGCCAAAUCUCAAGUUCGUAAAAUUGGUCGUUGUCGAUGAAGACGAUUUUCCUUUGUUACAAAAGGUGAAGAGGGCUUUGCAAGCGCAUGGCAUUGAGGUGUUAGUGAAGGAUUUCAUUGACGAGGAGGGCUGGGAGGACGAUAUGGAGGUGCGGUACGGUGCUGACGGAAGGAAGAAGAUCACGUCGAGGCUAAUUGGGGAUAUUUUGCACACUUGGCCGCACGCGGCAGCACAAACCGACUGA
Messenger RNA from Lasiodiplodia theobromae, 1677 nucleotides. RefSeq names its product F-box domain cyclin-containing protein. The transcript has a single exon. Lineage: Eukaryota; Fungi; Ascomycota; Dothideomycetes; Botryosphaeriales; Botryosphaeriaceae. The record is from RefSeq and is a predicted model, not a curated record. The coding region runs from base 1 to 1677 and encodes 558 amino acids.